Molecule: messenger RNA, 4840 nt
Organism: Ictalurus punctatus (channel catfish)
Lineage: Eukaryota; Metazoa; Chordata; Actinopteri; Siluriformes; Ictaluridae
Product: SS18L1 subunit of BAF chromatin remodeling complex
Exons: 12
Coding region: 356-1579 (407 amino acids)
Biological process (GO): positive regulation of dendrite morphogenesis; positive regulation of transcription by RNA polymerase II
Cellular component (GO): nucleus
Molecular function (GO): transcription coactivator activity
Source: RefSeq, a predicted model, not a curated record
GAAGCGUAAGGAGAGACGCGGUCGGCUGAGAGCUGGGUGGAGCGUACCAAGAGCAGGUGUUUCCUUCAUGUAGACCGCGGGGCGGUUUCAGCAUCUCCAUCUCCGACACCGUCAUUACCGCCCUGCCUGUUUUUAUUUACAAUUCUAUAUUUUCAGUUUUUUUUGUGUAUUUCCAUUAGACGUCGUUUUGUGUGUGAUAAGGAGACAUAUUCGAGUAAAGACACCCCUAUUUUCUUAAUCAUAAUUACUAGUGACCUGUCUAUGUGACAGGCGCUUUGAAAGCCAGAGAAUAAAUAUUUGAAUAAUAUCAUUCUCAUAUUCAGAUUUUUUUUUACCCCCCUUGCGAUUAAAAACAAUGUCAGUCACAUUUUCAUCAACACGGCCGAGAGGGAAAGGUGAAGUGACCCAACAGACGAUACAGAAGAUGCUGGAUGAAAAUCACUAUCUGAUUCAGUGCAUUAUGGACUAUCAGAGCAAAGGAAAGACUGCGGAGUGCACACAGUAUCAGCAGAUUUUACACAGAAACCUGGUUUACUUGGCCACGAUCGCAGACUCCAACCAAAACAUGCAGUCCCUCUUACCCGCGCCUCCGAACCCCGGGAUGAGUAUGGGUGGAGGCGGGAUGGGAGGGAGCAGUGCAGCAGGGUCUCUACACUCUCAGAGUAAUCUUAAUGACAGCAUGGCUCCUUCCUCACUAAUGCAGAGUCAGAUGAGUAACGGCCCGAGUCACACCCCCAUGCAGCAGCAGCAGCAGUCCGGCCCUUCCACCUCGUCCAUGAGCUCCGGGUCGAGCUUCACUCACUCAGUGCCCUCAUCCUCAUCGUCACUGGGCACAGCACUGUACCCAUCCUCCCGCACCAACCUCAACAUACAGUCCAGCCAAGGGGUUCCAAAGUUCCUGUGCUUGAAUAAGAAAGCAGAAGACAGCCAAAGACAAACACAUUCAGUUCAUCAUGUCUCUAUGAUGCAUCAGCAAGGUUCAGGACCCCAUUACUCCUCUUCUGGAGGUCAGCACUAUCAGGGGCAGCAGACCAUAGGCAUGAUGGGACAAAGUAAUCAAGGCAACAGUAUGGUCCCACAAAGGCCUGUCGGAAGCUAUCGUCCUGCUCAGCAGGGAUCGCAGUACAUGGGUCAGGAGGAGUUCUACGGAGAGCAGUACGGACACACUCCGAGCUCCAGCGAGCCUAUAAACCAGCAGUAUUACCCUGAUGGUCACAGUGAAUACUCGUAUCAGCAGUCUUCUUAUGGCGAGCAGAGUUACGAGAGAUCGUUUGAAGAGUCAUCACAACACUAUUAUGAAGGCGGAAACCCUCAGUAUAGCCAACAGCAGUCACAAUAUCAGCAGAGCUCAGGUCAGCAGCAGCCAUUCAACCAACAACAGUACCAAUCACAGCCAGGAUACAGCAGCCAAGGACAGGGUUACGGUCCAGGACAGGGAGCUCCAUCUCAGUACUCUCAGUAUCAGCAGGGUCAGAGUCAGCAGUAUUCCUCAUAUCGAUCCACACAAUCUACCCCUGGCUCUCAAACGCAGAGGUCGUACACGUACGAACAGGGUCAGUAUGGAAACUACCAGCAGUAAUGAUACUUCUACAAGUCGACCAUUCGGCAAACCAAUCAAAUGAACAGGAUCGCAUAUACUGUGUUAAGCUGACCAUUGUGUCGUGAUGACCAAUGAGAAACUAGGCUUGUCCAAAAAAAAAAAUAAUAAUAAUUCAGCUUCCAUCUUCUUAUGCAGACUGAGAUCGGAAACCACUCUCACUGUCUGUCUAUUUAACAAUUUAAUAUCCUGGCUACUUUCUUUCACCUACCUCCUCUUUAUUUCUCAGAGGGAUUUAGAGCUUAUGUCUCUGUACAGAGAUAAGGUAUAUAUGAGACAAAACAAAACAGACUAACGGUACAAAUUCUACUGAAUAUGUUCAGCAUCUGUUUAUAUAAAGUGUGUAAAAAUAAGUGUGUGUUAACAUUCCUAGUGUCCAUCAGAUGGAGUUACGUGUCACGUGUUAAAGGUGCAGGAGUUUGCUAGUUUCGUGUACUGUUACCAACACCUCAGUAAGGGGUCCCCCCCCCCCCCCCCCCCAAUUUUUCUCUAUUUAAUUCUUUCUAUUUUUAUAGCUGUUUUUACAAUUUUCAAAAGAAGCAGUUUAAGAAUGUGCACCGAACCCAACAUUCUCCGACCAAUUGCAACAAUCACACACCAGCCUCCACUUAACACCGGUGUUCUCCAACAAGCACCGCCAUUCACCAUCCAAUACCAUUAAACAGCACCAAUUCGACAAUAUUCAUCAAACACCAACGUUCUUCAUUAAACACCAACGUUCUUCAUUAAACACCGAGAAGUCACCAAUAUUUAUCAAACACCAACAUUUGCCAUUUAACACCAUUAAACACCAACAUUCUUCAUUAAACACCUACAAUUCACCAGUAUUCAUUAAAUACCAACAUUCUUCAUUAUACACCAACAAUUCCCCAAUAUUCAUUAAACACCAACAAUUCACCAAUAUUAAUCACACCAACAUUUACCAUCCAACCUCAUUAAACACCAACAUUCUUCAUUAAACACCAACAUUCUUCAUUAAACACCGACAAGUCAACAUUCUUCAUUAAACACCGACAAGUCAACAAUAUUUAUCAAACACCAACACUCUUCAUUAAACACCAACACUCUUCAUUAAACACCAACACUCUUCAUUAAACACCAACAAUCUUCAUUAAACAUCAACACUCUUCAUUAAACACCAACACUCUUCAUUAAACACCAACAAUCUUCAUUAAACAUCAACACUCUUCAUUAAACACCAAGUCACCACCCUAAACACCAUUAAACAGAGGCAUUCACCAUAUAACACCAUUAAACAACACUAUUCACCAAUAUUUCAAAUCAAACACCAAUAUCCAACACUGUAAAAACACCAACAUUAUUCAUUAAACACCAACAAUUCACCAACAUACAUUAACUUUCCAUCCCUCACAAGAGCAACACGAUUACACAACAGUUUAUUUGUUGGCAUUUGAAAAAAAAAAAAAAAAAAAAAUUAUAAUUCAGGUUAUCUAUAUACCCGGUGUGAAAUUCUGUAAUGUUUGUACCUGAUUUGUUCUGAUAUAUUUGCUAUAUUACGCACACUAAGUUUGAAUUUUAUUGUCUCUGCUCCAUCUGUACAUAAACUGUGAAGAAGUGUGAAAAUAUGGAAAAAUGAUAUCAUGGUUAAAUUGAUUUAUCACUCGAUUACUCGCUCAUAUAUGUGCUUUAUAUGUACAUUAUUGCUCAUUUCCUGUUCUUUUGUGAAUGGUUCAUAUUUUAUACAAAGUAUUCACUCAACAUAAUAGCCCAUAACUAGGCGUGUGCCUAUAUAUAUAUAUAUAAAAAAAAAUUAUAAUCACAGUAAUCAUUCUAACGCGUUAACGUUUCUAUAGUAACAACAUGCCCAGGGACUUGUAUAGUGGACGUGCCACAUAAACAGAUGAUAUGGUAAAGUUUUCUGUCAAGUAUUUUUGGAAGGAGUCUCCAGUGUCAGCACUUUGUAUUACGGUCAGAGGGAAAGAUGUAUCUUUUUAGUUUUCGGACAUGGGAAAAGUCUUCAGUGCAGAGGAAACUACUGUUUAUAGCUGCUAUAGCAUAACUUCGGGUUUCGUGGACGUUCCACAACAUAAAUGUUACUAGAAAUGGAUAACAUUAUGACAUGUCAUCCUUUAAUAAAUAAAAAUCGUUAGCACUGGCGAAUUGCUGUGCUUUAGGAGAAAUAAAACGCUUUGGAACAUGCAUCUUUUGGAAAAGAAUCAACGUUGUGGUGGUAACUGGAACUCAACCACCGUUGUUGAUUAUGCUCCUAUAACAUGUCCCCAAGUGUUUUAUUUUUUUUUUUUUACUUAUCAGCACAUAGCCACCUGCAACCAGAUAAGUAAUUUUGUCUGUUUAUGAAAAAAUCUUCAUAUUAUUUUUACUUUUUUUUUUUUUUUUUUUUUUUUUUCUUUUCCAGAAGUAGAAUGAACAUAUUUAUCAAAACUAGAUAUUCAUUGUCUGGUUUAGCACGACCUCAUAUGAUAAGUCUUAAUAGCUGUAUUUUACUCAUUUGUUGCAGUUUUUUAAAUUUGUUUUUAUCCGUAUAUUUUGACAUUUUAACUGUAUUUUUAUUUAUUUAUUUUUUAUUUUUUUAUUUUUUUUACAAAUACAGUUGUUGUUGUUGUUGUUGUUGUUAUUUUUACAGGAUUCCAAGAACACAGAAGAUUAAAUCUGUGACCAAUUAUAGCCAAAGCUUACAACCUGUAUGUUUUAUAUUUUAUAUAUAUUUUGAAUUAAACAUUCUUUUUCAAUGUAAUUUCAUUUUAUGAAUGUAAUGCUUAUUUUAUAUAUAGGUUCAGAGUGGGGAUUAGAUUUAUUUUCGUCCAGCUUUGCAGACGGACCGAGUCUUUGUUAUAUAAGGGAGACUAGUGUUUGUUUUAAAGAUUUAAUAUCUAUUUUUUAGUUCUUUGCUUCUUUAGUUGUGUUAAUUUCCUUACUGUUGGACAUGGAAUGAUUUGUUUCCAUGGAAUUAUGAUUUUUAUUAGUUUUUCCACUGGUCCAAAAUAAUAUUUGUAGGCAUUUAUUUAGUUAUAUAGCCGUUUGAUUUACAUUUCCUGUAACAACAGUUUCAUAUUAAUAUUGCAUAUGGAGUCAGAAUGUCAUUAUAUUACUAAUGCAGGGAUAAUUGCAGGUUACAUAUGAAUUUAUUUCCACGUUUGAAAAGUUUUGUUUCAGAGAUAUGAAUAUAACAUUUGAUGAAAUACAUUUUAACAACUAACUUCUUCUCCAUUACUUGUAAUAUACGUAUGGUUUCCUUUCGUUACGGUUUGGUAGAAAAACAAA